Molecule: messenger RNA, 1289 nt
Organism: Portunus trituberculatus (swimming crab)
Lineage: Eukaryota; Metazoa; Arthropoda; Malacostraca; Decapoda; Portunidae
Product: serine dehydratase-like
Exons: 8
Coding region: 131-1111 (326 amino acids)
Biological process (GO): L-threonine catabolic process; L-serine catabolic process
Molecular function (GO): pyridoxal phosphate binding; L-serine ammonia-lyase activity; threonine deaminase activity
Source: RefSeq, a predicted model, not a curated record
GAGGGUAGGCUGCUGUUUCGCUAGAUUGGCCGAAGUGUACAUCUGGGCUAUGAUCUGGCGACUGCUGGCAUCAAUCAAACCGCGCCGCUGAGAGGCACUCUUCAUCUGAGAGUUAAUUUCUAUCUUCACAAUGACUGCUGCAUCUCCUGUCAAGUCAUCACCACUACAUGUUGUGUCACCAUUGGUUCCAAGCAACAUGUUGUCUGAUGUAUGUGGUCAACAAGCUUUACUCAAGCUAGAGAACAUUCAGCCAUCAGGUUCUUUCAAGAUCAGAGGUAUUGGACAUUAUAUUCAAAAGAGCACUGAAAGGGGAUGUGACCAAGUAGUUUCAUCAUCAGGAGGCAAUGCAGGGAUGGCAGCAGCUUAUGCUUCCAAAGUUAUGGAAAUUCCAGCUACAAUAGUGAUUCCAAAGUCCACACCUUCAUUCAUGAUAUCAAAAUUAAAACAAGAAAAGGCUGAAGUUUUAGUCCAUGGUGAAGUGUGGGAUAUGGCCCAUAAAAAGGCAAUCACUUUAGCCGAAAAUAAGAAAUGUUGCCUUGUUCAUCCUUUUGACCAUCCAGAUAUUUGGGAAGGCCACAGUACAAUUGUUGAUGAAAUCCUGGAACAGAGCACUGAAUCACCUGCUGCAGUUGUUGUCUCUGUUGGUGGUGGUGGUUUACUCUGUGGCAUCUUGAGUGGCUUGCACAGACAUGGUGCUACUGAUAUUCCUGUGGUGGCAAUGGAAACAGAGGGUGCUCAUUGCCUUAGAGCAGCUUUAGAUACUGGGAAGCCAGUCUCCAUUGGGGAAAUCACUAGCAUCGCAAAGACUUUAGGUGCACUGUGUGUGACUCAAGGUGUGUUUGAUCUUAAGCAAGACAUUCAGCUGUCAUCCCAUGUUGUAUCAGACAAACAAGCAGUAGAGGCAUGUACCAAAUUUGCAGAUCACCAUCGGAUGUUGGUAGAGCCAUCCUGUGGAGCAGCAUUGGCAGCUGGAUAUUCUGGACUGAUCCGGGAGUUAAAAGAAAAUAAUUUUAUCAAAAAAAGAGGGCCAAUAGUGUUUAUUGUUUGUGGUGGUAAUAUUGUGUCAAUGGACAGUUUGAUACAGUGGAGGGAGCAAUUCAAAAUUUAUUAGUUUAUUUGCCUAUAAACUUUCAAAAGUAAAUAUUUGUUUAUCAUACCUCAACAUAUCAAUUGUUCUGAAAGAAUUAAGCAUGUAAGAACUGCCAUAAUUCCAAGUAUAACAUGCACAGUAAACCCUCUAUAAAUCAGAUAUGUAUAAGUCAGAUUUUGAAUAAACUGGAUUCUAUAUA